GAGGUGGAGUUUUCCACAAUCCGGGCCACUGAGGUCAACGCCCCGGGUCCGGGCAAGCCGGCCGGAGGCUCGGUGGUUCCGCUUCGGCACGCGCGGGCUCUUGCGAACUCCACGGACGAGCUUGCGGGAGGUCCUCAAUGCGGCAAUGGCGAUCUCUGCCGACGGCGGUCCGGGACGAGCUCGAAGAAAAUGUGCUGGACCGCGGCAGUGGCGAGGGUGGGAGGCCCGCGGCGGCGGCAGCGGACGGCAACGAGCCUCCAAUCGCGCUGACCGCGGUUCCAUGACGGAAUCGCACUGGCCGGCUCCCUUCCGCGCCCUUUAAAUCCUCGACGCCUUGCUGCUUCCUGAAUCCGAGCGACGCAUUUGCUAAGCUUGCGACCGAUCAAAUACUUCUCUCGCCGGAGCCCGGAGGUGCAAGAUGAGCUUCUACAGCUACGGCAGCGAUGACGACGACGACCUCCUGCUCGUGCGGCAGGGAAACGAAACGUCGGCACGAGCGAAUGAUAACAGGUACAGUACGUGGACGCAGAGCGAGAUGGAGCAGCAGAUGUUCUCGUGGUCAUUUGAAGAUGUGCAAAAGAGGAACCUCUUCAAGAAGAAGGUUAAGAAAGUACCAAGAACUUUCACUUCACUAGAGGAGUACAUGGCAUCAUUUACCGUACCUCUGAUUGAAGAAACUCGGGCUGAUCUGUACUCUGCGCUGGAGAGUAUCAAGCAUGCACCAGCCACUGAAGUGAAACGGAUUGAGGAACUUUGUUCAAAGCAGUCCAUAUUCAGUACCUUGGUCAAUAAGGCUGACCGUGACACAGAUCCGGGGGAAGUUUAUGCCCUCAAGGAUGCUGAUGUACUUGUGUUUUUUGAUCGGAAACCAAGACAUAUCUCGGACUUGGGACGCAGCAAGGUGCCGUAUGUGAUUGCUUCGGUGCUGAAAGCAGAGGAUGGUAACGGCCAUGCAAUCGUAAGGCUGUCUCGUGGACCUGCCAAGGAACGCGGUGGGAGACAAAAUCUCGUUCCACCUCUUGUCGCGGUGUUCCUGAUCAACAUGACGACGUACAAUCGUAUAUGGAACGCACUGGACCUGCAUGUUGCUAGCCUUAGGAACACUAGUAUCAUUGAGAAGAUUGUACAGUAUGCUCCAAGGGAAGAAAAUUCAGAUCUGCCUUUACAUUUGCCAGACAGAGCACUUUGUCUUGAAAAAUUCAACCUCAACAGGUCACAACGGAUGGCAGUACUUGACUGUGUUUCAGCAAUGGAGCAGCAAGAUACUUCUCCGGUGCGUUUGAUAUGGGGACCUCCCGGUACGGGGAAGACGAAGACAAUUAGCACUCUCCUGUGGUCCAUGAUGAUCAAGAAUCACCGAACACUUACCUGCGCUCCAACGAACACUGCAGUAGUGGAGGUUGCGUCCUGGGUCCUCGGCCUAAUCGAGGAUCCCUCUAGUGGCAGUGGAAAUAACUGUUUCCUGAGUGAUGUUGUGAUGUUCGGGAAUGAGGAUCGGAUGAACGUGGACCAGAACCUCACAAAGAUUUUCCUGGAGAAGCGUGUUCGCCGUCUGCAGAACUGCCUGAUGCCAGGUUCAGGGUGGACUAGCUGUCUGAGUUCCAUGAUACGAAUUCUGGAGGAACCCUUGAUUCAGUAUGCUUCAUAUGUUGAGCAAAUCGAGGAACUUGCUAAGAAGGAAAAGGAGGAACUUGCUAAGAAGGCAAAGAACAAAAACUUGGAUGCAAAGGAGGAUAUUGCUAAGAAGGAAUUCAAUAAGAAGAGCAUACAUAACAUGUCAUUCAAGGACUAUUUCAUAAGUAAUUACAAACAAAUUGAGAAUGAUCUGUGCACCUGUAUCAAGACCUUCUGCAAUGAUCUCCCCAGAUCUGCUACUGAUAGACAGAAUUUUCGUUACAUGACAGAGGUUCUGCUCUUGCUUACAGAGCUCGGUCAACUCGUGCAGUCUGAACAAGACAAGCAGCUACAAACUCUGUUCAGUGACACCUCGGAUGGAAAAAGCAGAUGCUUGUUUCAGAACCUGGUAGUAUAUGCACAAGAUGGCGUUCGUUCAGAACUUAAGCAGGCAAGAGCCCUGUGCAUUGAGAAGCUAAAUUACUUGUCUAACAACUUUCACCUACCUGAUAUUUUUGACAAGCGGUCAAUCGAGGAGUUCUUGCUGCAGAACAGCAAGAGCAUACUCUGCACUGCCUCAAGCUCAUCUCGUUUGCACUACCUGCAAAAGGCUGAGCCGUUUGACCUCCUUGUGGUUGACGAGGCAGCGCAGUUAAAGGAGUGUGACUCGUUGAUACCUCUUCAGAUUCCUGGGAUCCGUCUUGCUGUUCUCAUUGGAGAUGAAUACCAGCUACCUGCACUUGUCAAAAGCAAGGUAUGUCAGGAAGCCGACUUUGGAAGGAGCCUGUUUGAGAGGCUGAGUUCUCUGGGCCAUCCUAAGCACCUUCUUGAUGUGCAGUACAGAAUGCAUCCAGGGAUAAGCAAGUUCCCUGUCUCAAGAUUUUACGGCGACCAGAUCGCUGAUGGUGAGAACGUCCUGCACAGAAACUAUGAGAGGAGGCAUCUGACUGGCCCAAUGUAUGGUUCAUACUCGUUCAUCAACAUUGAGGGUGGGAAGGAAAGCUCGGGUAAGCACGACAAGAGCCUUAUCAACACCAUUGAGGUUGCUGUGGUGAUCCGGAUCGUGCAAAGGCUGUUCAAAGAGUGUGUUGACACACGGAGCAAGCUCGGCGUGGGCGUUGUCUCGCCCUACAAGGGCCAGGUUCGUGCCAUCCAGGAGAAGCUCGGGAAGACAUACGAGAUGCACAGCAGUUUCACCGUGAAGGUACGGUCCGUGGAUGGAUUCCAGGGCGCCGAGGAGGACAUCAUCAUCUUCUCCACUGUGCGGAGCAACAGUGCUGGAAAAGUUGGCUUCCUUGACAACUUGAACCGUACCAAUGUGGCGCUGACACGGGCCAAGCACUGUCUCUGGAUAGUAGGGAACGCAACCACAUUGGUGAGUAGCAAGACGGUGUGGCGGAAGAUAGUGGCAGAUGCCAAGGAGAGGGGCUGCUUCUUUAGCGCAAACGACGACCAGGACCUCUCAGGCGCAAUCAUCAAAGCCGUCAUCGAGCUGGACGAGGUGGAGAGUUUGCUCAACAUGGACAACCUCCGUAUUGGCGGGUCUCGCCCCGGGAAACACAAGAACAAGUAAAUAGGAAAUUCCGAAUGGAGUUAGGGAUGUAUGGUUGCGGAUCACUCUUAUCGUCACAGGCGAGAUGAAGGAAUUACUACUGGAGUAGUUACUCUUUCUAAGUUCCAGAGCAUUACAUGCUUUAUUGUAUUAAUAUGGAAGACUUCUGUGUUUGCCCGAAUAAGAUGGUUCUCUUCACUACUAUUUAA
This is a messenger RNA of Lolium perenne, 3375 nucleotides long. RefSeq lists its product as uncharacterized. Gene Ontology annotation, molecular function: helicase activity. NCBI's taxonomy places the organism in Eukaryota, Viridiplantae, Streptophyta, Magnoliopsida, Poales, Poaceae. The record is from RefSeq and is a predicted model, not a curated record.